AUGAUCGCCCAAUACGUGGGCAAGAACCACCGACGAUGGGACGAGCAGAUCGCCCCAUUGCAGUUCGCGUACAACGCAGCCCGGCACGAGGCCACCGGAUAUACCCCGGCCUAUCUGAACUGCGGGAGGGAGCUCGCACUCCCGCAUCCGGAGGACCGAAGGCACACGGCGAACGAGGCCCCGCACCAUACGAGACGCCGGCUGGAGGAGGCCUACGAGGUGGUGCGCAUCAACCUAGCCCGAGGGUUCCAGCGCCAAGAAGCACAGUAUAACCUCCGCCGCCGAGCGUGGCGGCCCAGCAUCGGCGACCUCGUGUGGAAGAGAGAACACCCACUCUCCAAGAAGGCGACCGGCUUCAAUGCCAAGCUCGCCCCGAAAUAUACCGGCCCGUGGGAAGUACGGAAAAUCCGGUCACCCGUUAUCGUGGAUCUACGCGACACCCGUGGGAGAUGGCAGCGACACAUCCACGUGCAGGAUCUCAAAAACGCGCCCCGCGAAACCCCCCGCCCGCCGCCGACCGAGGACGACGCGGAACCCGAGGUGUAA
Vollenhovia emeryi is the source of this 546-nucleotide messenger RNA. RefSeq lists its product as uncharacterized. Bases 1 to 546 code for a protein of 181 amino acids. Lineage: Eukaryota; Metazoa; Arthropoda; Insecta; Hymenoptera; Formicidae. The record is from RefSeq and is a predicted model, not a curated record. The transcript has a single exon. Gene Ontology annotation, molecular function: nucleic acid binding.